Messenger RNA from Penicillium malachiteum, 1809 nucleotides. Its product is annotated as C2H2 zinc finger protein. The record is from RefSeq and is a predicted model, not a curated record. Gene Ontology annotation, biological process: regulation of transcription by RNA polymerase II. The transcript has a single exon. NCBI's taxonomy places the organism in Eukaryota, Fungi, Ascomycota, Eurotiomycetes, Eurotiales, Aspergillaceae. Gene Ontology annotation, cellular component: nucleus. Gene Ontology annotation, molecular function: RNA polymerase II transcription regulatory region sequence-specific DNA binding; DNA-binding transcription factor activity, RNA polymerase II-specific. Bases 1 to 1809 code for a protein of 602 amino acids.
AUGAGCUCGGAAGUAGCCGUUGCCUUGGUUCGUCCACCCUUCGAGGCUGGCGCAAACCCUUCUGCUUCCAUGGCGGCAUUGAUGCAGUCCACCAACGACCCCGUUGCUGUUUCCAACCCUAUCACCGGAUCAUCAUCAUCCAUUGUUACUUCCGAUCCCAUCUCCUUCCUUAAACCUCCAUCGAAACCAGAAUCCAACUUGAGCUCCAUCGCUAGCGCGGGACUACACGUCUCCCGCUCUCAACCACCUCAGAUGACGAGUCCUUCCUCAGCGCCGGAUCGUCCGGUGGAACAAGAUAGGGAUGCGGAGCGGAAUAGUUCUCAGGUGGCUCGCGAGGCAUUGGGCGCCAGUGAAAAAUCACCGGCCCCUUCAAUCCAAGAACCACAGAUUCAUGCAUCUCCAGAACAGAUGCAAAUAGACACUCAUUCCAACGCCACACCAGACCCGUAUGGACCCGGCGACCAUUCGAACUCCCUCAUGCAUGCAUCUACAGUCGCAAGUCCGGGCCCUAUUGAAGAAUCGACCUCGCAAGAUGGGGAUCGUCACCAUCAUCGCCCGCGAGAUGACUCGGAGAUCGACCAGGAUAGUAAUAAAGCCUUUUCGUAUCCCAUGCCUACGGGGAGUAUCAAUGAUCCUCGUCGCGGGUUAAGCUUACCACAUACGGGCUAUAAUCGAGGUAGCCCUCGCUCACCAUCAGCGAAGAAACAUCGCUGCCCCUAUUGCGCCACUGAAUUCACCCGUCAACAUAAUCUUAAGAGCCAUUUGCUCACUCAUAGUCAAGAGAAACCCUUUGUUUGUUCCACAUGUCAAAGUCGGUUCCGCCGACUGCACGACUUGAAACGGCACACUAAAUUGCAUACGGGCGAACGACCGCAUACUUGUCCCAAGUGUGGACGACGUUUUGCUCGUGGUGAUGCGCUCGCAAGACACAACAAAGGUCAAGGUGGAUGUGCAGGUCGUCGCGCAAGUAUGGGAAGUUUUGCGCCGGACGAUGAAUACGGAGAUGGUCAACACCCUGAUGACGGCAUGGAUGGAUUGGUGUACGCGGAGCCAGAGUCGAUGGAUGGAGAAGAAGAGCGCCGACUCAAUAGUCAGGGCAUGCGCAAGAUGGAUGAUAGUAUCUCACGGUCCGAUUCACUGAACACUCGUCAGCCCAGCACAUAUCCACCGAUUGCUGCGAACCGUGGGGGUAUCUUUACUCCAUCUGUCACGCACGGUGGAUCUGGAUCGACAUCAUCAACCUCGCAAGCGGGGAACCUCACAUUCCCUCCAGCAGGCCAUCCCUCUGGAACAUCUCUCUUCACGCCUAGUAAUCUUGCUGAGAGCUCAAAACCUUUAUCUCCCAACGCCUUAUCACAUCACGAUUCGAGCACGUCUUCACAUCGAGGGCAUUCCCCAAGUAUGGGGCAGACAUUGCCUCACCCGCAAGUGUCAUUCGGGCGAGGAAUAACAGGGCCCAGCCACCCGUUAGGUCUCACCUUGCCACAACCGGGCACUAAGCUUCCACCCCCUGUGAUCAAUUCACCAGACCCUCGUUUCGGUCCCGCAUCCAACAAACAUACGUCAUCGCACAGCCACUCGAGCAGUCAUGGAUUACCUCCGCCUCCAACGGGGCUUGAUGGUCUCGGUCCCGAAGGAGCUGGUGAUGCCAGUCAAAUCGAUAAAUUGUGGGCAUAUGUCCGCUCGAUGCAUGACGAAUUGAAUGGGUUACGCAAUGAGGUUGUCUCACUUCGCGCACACAUAGCCUCCAUCAACUCAUCGACAGCACCCCCUGCAGACUCGAACCAACCGGGUCCCAUUUCGCGGUAG